Musa acuminata subsp. malaccensis (wild Malaysian banana) is the source of this 587-nucleotide messenger RNA. The record is from RefSeq and is a predicted model, not a curated record. Lineage: Eukaryota; Viridiplantae; Streptophyta; Magnoliopsida; Zingiberales; Musaceae.
AGAGGAAGAAGACGUCGAAGGGGGGAGGAAGGUCACCAAUGGCGAUCACCUGUUGCUCUCUCUGCGGGCCCCUCCCUUCCGUGCUGACGAAGCCCCUUCUUCCUCCCCGGAGCCUUGGCGGGUGGAGCGGCUCCUCCGUUGCGGCUGCCCCUUCUGGGCGCCUCCGGAAGGUUCCGGCGCUCCUUGUCAGAGCCUCGGUGGUCGAUUUAUCCGAGAGCUCUUCCAGGUUCGCCAAGCGCAUGGAGCGCGCCUGGCUCAUCUCUCAGCAGCCAACUCCAACUUCUUUAUCCUUGGCAAUAAAAUGCUAUGUGAAGUGCCUUCUAGAAAUACCACCUGUGUUAUAUGCAUGGGAAAGGGUUCUGCUUCUUGCCCUGAUUGCAAAGGCACAGGCUUCCGUGCAAAAUGGUUGGAGGAACCUCGGGCCCCCUUUGAAUAGACCGCUCCCAUCUAUGUUCUAUGAUGAUUUGUAGAUAAUAUAAUUUUGAUGACUGUUACAGAAUCCAACUAUAAAGCGUUUGCUGCAAGACUAGCUGCUUCAAAUUGUUAACUAAUGAGAAAUUCUUUUUUUGAUGGCACAUCAAAUAUUC